Messenger RNA from Rodentolepis nana, 4128 nucleotides. Lineage: Eukaryota; Metazoa; Platyhelminthes; Cestoda; Cyclophyllidea; Hymenolepididae. The record is from the annotation of a GenBank genome assembly.
AUGGUCAUGUCUAGUGAUGAUCGUGAUGGAUUUCAGGAAGCACGCUCAAAGAAUAAGAGGCCAAUUGUAUAUUUAAGCCCAAGUCAUAAAAGCAAUAAAAUUCUUAAUCCAGUGGAACUACAAAAAUUUCUUGGCCUGUGCUUUUUACCUCAGCAUUAUAAGUCUUUGCCAAACUGGAUUAUCUUGAAAAAGCCGCUUCUAUUGAAAUCAGUUGUGGUGAUUGAGUACAAUGGAAAUCCUGGUCAAAUUUCAGAUUCCUCUCUCUUCACUGAAAUGUUUCCAAUUAAUGCUAGAUUCUUUUCACCCUCAAAUUAUCAUUCUUCCUGGGAGCAUGACCUACUUUUCGUCCCUGGGUCUUACCUUACUCCUCAUGCGCGAGAAAUGGCUCUUUCUGGAAAAGCCGUUACGACUCCGGUUGUCAAAAGGCGGGGUGUGGAUCCCAAUGCAGUUUCCCUUGGAAAUUUGAUCCAGAAUAAACACUACAAGGAGGCAGCUCUGGAAUUGAAAGAGCCUAAACACGAGAAACAUUUUCCACUUCCUGAUGCUUUUAGCGAAGAUAUUUUCGACCGCACUCUCCUUCUCCUAAGUAUUGAUCAAAUGAUUAGUGAGCAAGUCCCUCUUCCGCGCAAGUUAGCCGGUUCCUCAUGGAAACCAUCUUGGAGUUCUUUUGUUCCCCUCAAAAAGAUUUAUGAACCCGUGACAGCUCAGAGUCCCAUGUUUGGCCUCGAUUGCGAAAUGGUGUGUACUAAAGUUGGAAGUGAAUUAGCUAGGGUAACUUUAGUGGAUGAGAUGGGUUGUGUUAUUAUGGACAGACUUGUCAAACCCGACCAUCCGGUUGAAGACUAUGUAACUAGGUUUAGCGGUAUAACUCGAGAAAUGCUUGCUGGAAUUGAAACUCGAGUGCCAGAUAUACAAGAGGAAAUGAGCAAAUUACUUCCUCCUGAUGCAAUCCUUGUUGGACAUUCUAUUGAGAAUGACUUGAAGGCUCUUAAGAUAUUUCAUCCAUAUCUCAUGGACACCAGUGUCCUUUUCAAUUUUUCCAAUAACAGAAGGGCAAAGCCGAAACUACGUUUUUUAGCACAGGUGUUUCUCGGAAAAUCUAUCCAAUGCGGAAAAGGUGGUCACUCCUCUUCAGAAGAUGCCAAAGCCGCUUUGGAUUUAGUCCGAUUGAAGCUCAGUCAAUCCGUUGAUUUCGGUGACUCCACUUCUUCUUGGGUUUUCCCACAGAAUAAUUUCAGCUCACCUGCGGCUACCAAUGGUAACAAUACGGCGUCACCACAAUUCAAGCCUAAUAUCGCCAAUUUGGCUGAACUUAAUGCCUCAGGUGCUCGCUCGGUACCAGAAUCCUUGCGUGCCUACUUGAACUUUCUUUGUCGAAAGUACACAGAGGUCGCGCCUUUCCACCUAGCCGAUUGCUUGUUGGCUGGCCUCAAGGUACCUUAUUGUAUACAGAUGGAUAAAUUGAAUGACGAUGUCGAAAACGGUAAAGAGGAAUCGAUGGAUCUUGAAGAGGGUGAAGUUGUGGAGAAUGAGGAGGAUGUGAGUAAGACGGAACCUGAGCUAGUCGGGCCUCCAAUGUUCAAAAGACCGGGUAAAAAAGCUAUUCGAUGGAUUGCCAAUCAAGCCCAAAGCCUAAAAUUCGUCAUGACUCGCAUAGGAAAGCCAGUCAAGUGGGAUUGGAAUAAGGAGAAUAGAAAGUUUACAAAGUUCGCCUCAACAGUAUACAUGCAGCUUCGCCCUCACUCCCUCCUCAUAAUUCUCGCAUCAGGAUCGACGGUAGUUCCACAGAAUUAUGCUAAUCCAACCACGAAAAUCACUCGAGCUUUCAUUACUGUUACAAAUCCGUCCGAAUUCGCCAUGGCUGCAGUUGAGCCUUUAUUCGAUCUUGAGAGCAUUCCUAAUUUACCGGAUAAUCUGUUACCAUUUCCACAUCAAGUAGGGGGUCAUGGGAGUAAGGCGACUUCUGUUGAAUUCGAAAUGCUUAGAGAUCCAGUCGAACGGAUUUUCUAUAAAAUGGUGCCUCGCGAUGAGCGCAGUAUUCGGGAGGCGAAUUUCUAUCUGUCAGUGUUUGCGGAUACCGCCCCUCCAGAAAUUGCGCAGCUACGUGAAGUGAUCCCUACUUUUCGAGGAAUCUUCAAGGUUCCUUCGAGCGGAGUACUAUACAUUGCGUUGGAGGAUCUAACUGCGGAUUUGGCAAACCCUUCCAUCUGUGACCUGAAGGUGGGUCAGUUUGCUUGUCCACCGGACGCUGGAGAUAAGAAAAUUCAGCACGAAAUGUCCAAAUAUCCGGAUAGAGGCACCGUCGGUUUUCUUCUGACUGGAAUGAAGGUCUAUGAUAAAAAGGCAAAUCGAUAUCUGACUGUACCACGUUACUAUGGUCGAACAGUGCCAGCUGAGCAUAUAUUUGAAAGAGGUUUGCUCCCAUUUCUUCAAGGGGACUUUGAUUUGGCCAAAAGUUUUCUUCCAUUGAUAAGUAAAGUGCGAUCAAUUUUCGUGGAUAAACCGAAGCUACCUAUGGCAUUAUAUUCUUCCUCUCUCCUGCUUAUAUAUGAUGAAAAUCGGAAUAAUUUGAUUGCUAAAUUAGUGGAUUUUGCUCACUGGAGGCCUGCACCUGAGGCAGAUGAUCCUUCAGGAGUUUACAUGAAGUUGUCAACCUUGCUUUUUACUUUGAUCGCGUUUUCUUUAAAUGGUUGUGCCUUUUCUGGUGAGACAAUUGGUGGCUUACCGACUGACAGCAAUUACCUUAAUGUUAGAAAAAUUCUAGACAAGCGCAUUACAAAAAAUGGCUCUCAUGUUAUUUCUACCUAUAGUGAUGAGGACGCAAAGCUAUCAAUUUCGCUUCAAUGUGAUGCGCAGUACCUCCAGGUGUUUGAACGAUCAGGCUCUUACAAUCUGAAUUGUAGUCUUUCAUAUACGUCAUCUUCGAGUGUUAUUCUCAAUUUCAUAUCUGACUACCCUGUUUCUGUUGAGUUUUCCUCUCCUUAUUCGCUCACUCUUCCUGCGUCUACUGAUACUGAUCAUAUGAAUAUAGUACUCCCUCUGACUAUUGAUCAAAUAGGUGACUCUUACAUUGUCACGCACGCUAUCGUUGGAAAAGAUGAAAAAGUGGCUGUGGGUUUGCGGAUGCUCGUUCUUCGAAAAGGCGGAAUAACUGAUGUUCUCUUUAGAGUCGGUCUCAUUUUUCUCCUCAUAUUAGCAACAUUCUUUAUGGGCUGUGAAGUUGAAAUUGACAUAAUUAAAUCAUAUCUCAGGCGACCAAUCGGUCCUCUCUUGGGAUUCUUCUGUCAGUUUGUCAUCAUGCCUGCUAUGUCUAUAGCACUAGCCAAAUUGACUCCCAUUAAUCCGGCCUUCGGCUUCGGUCUCUUCAUCAGCGGAUGCUGUCCAGGGGGCGGGGCCUCCAAUGUUUGGACACGGCUCCUUGGAGGAGAUAUCAAUCUCAGUGUCACCAUGACGCUCUUCAGUUCAGUUGCCGCUCUUGGCAUGCUGCCUCUUCUCUUAUUUAUAUUCACGCGAUUCUUCACGGCAAUUGAUACCAGCGCUGUGCCUUAUGGUCCGAUUGUGGUGACUCUGCUCUAUCUCUUCUUUCCAAUAAUUGCAGGACUUCUAAUCCGUCAUUUCCGUCCCAAUUGGGCUGAUAAACUGAAGCGAGGUGUCCGGCCAACCUCCUUUAUCUUUCUCAUUUAUGUUAUUCUCUUUGGAACCCUAACGAAUCUUUCCAUUUUCCGCCUGAUGGGUCGGUAUCCUCUCCUCAUUGCUGUAGGAGGGGCUUUGCCCACAUUUGGUUACUUGGUUGGCCUUUUGGCUGCUCUAAUUUGUCGACGUCCUUGGCCUGUUGUUACAGCAAUAUCAGUUGAAACUGGCGUUCAGAAUGUUGGUAUCGCUAUCCUUAUUCUCAUUUAUGCUAUCCCUCAACCGCAAGGAGAUCUUGGUGCUGUUAUGCCCAUUAUAAUUUCUCUGACAACACCCCUGUUUCUAUUGAUAUGGUUUGUUGUGAGGUGUAUUGUUGUUCGAAGAAGGAAAACAAAACAGGACUCCGAAGAAGACGUCUGUGAAAGCGUUGAAAAUGGUGAUGUGAAAUCGAGUAAUGAAGACCCUUCGGAAUCCGCUAAAAGUGAUGCCUCAGUAUGA